AUGGACAGACUGCGACGUUCGCGAAGCAUCGUGUCAGCCUAUCUGCCGUCGCUGUUUCAACCCUUGACGGAGAGCGCGACCGACCCGGCGCUGAUUCAGGGCAUGAUCGUGUUCGGCUUCGGGCGCUUCCAGAGGCUGGCGCUGCUGUGCGCGCAGAUCACCACGUUCGUGGCCUACUCGCAGAGCUUUGCCGUGGUCACGGACCUGGAGCCCGUGGACCACUGGUGCCGACAGGGCGGCGAGUACGCCAAUGUGAGCGCCCAAGCGUGGAAGGAGCUGUACCUGCCCCGCGGACCGGGUGGCCGAGGCUACGACAGCUGCCACCACUACGAGGCGCCGCCACCUGCUGUCGCGGAUGACCGUGGCACUGACAACAUUACGCGUGUGGUGGUCGCCUGCGACGCCUGGGAAUACGACACGCGCCACACGGGAACCACCGUGCUGGUAUUCUGGGACAUCGUGUGCGACCGCAGCUGGUACCGGCACGUCAUCAAGGCGACGUUCAUGUGCGGCGCCGCGUUGUCUGUCCCGUGCGCGGGCCUGGCGUCCAACCGCUGGGGCCGCCGGCCGAUCAUGUGGGUCGCGGUGUGUGUUCUCCUUGGCUCAGGCGCCGCCACCAGCCUGGCGCCCUCGCUGGUUGCGUUUAUAGUGCUGCGAUUCGUCUCUUCUGCGGCCGUCAGCGUGCUAGAGGUGGUGUCCUUUGUCCUGCUCUUCGAGUCGACUCCCGUGGGUCCGCGGGAUCCCUUCUGCGCUCUGGCCGUCUGCUGGCCCACAGUCCUGGCGCCCGUGUACGUCGCGACGGUCGCGUACGUGGCCUCCAACUGGCGCGUGUGGCACGCGUGCCUUGUGGUUCCCGCGCUGUUCCUCUUCUUGACGGUGUCCGUGACCGAGGAGUCGCCGCACUGGCUCAUCGUCAACCACCGCUUCCACGAGGCCCGCAGAGUGGCCCUGUGGGCCGCACUACUUAACGACGAAGACCCCGACGUCGUGAUCGAGCGACUCGAGAAGGUCAAGGAUAUGCUGGCGUGUACCGCGGCAACGGGAACCCCAGCGGUGGACGCCGAGGCCAACCCUGUGCGGGAACCGGAAGAGCGCCGUCAUACGGGCCACUGCAAAAGGACGCAGCUGCGUUACUUCCGGUCACGCGUCAUGCUGGCUCAGUGCUUCGUCGUGUUCGGCUGCUGGUUCACGGUGUACGGGAACUACUACUACCGGGACAUGGAGGGGCCGCACGCGAGCUUCGUCAAGUGGGUCGUGAUCGCGUGCAACGUGCCGGCCAUGACGAUCGCCUACUUCAUCAUCAAGCACCACGGCCGCCUGACGCCCCUGGUCGUCUUCCUGUUGGCCGUGUCGCUCCUGCUGCUCUACAGCGCGGUGUCCCAGUCCGUGGGCCUCAACUUUCCGUACCAGCUGGUCGUCAUGUGGCGCUCGCUGCUUCUCAACAUCGCCUACGUCUUGCUUUGUGUGCACACCGUGGCGCUGUUUCCGACGCAGGUUCGCAGCGUGGCCUUCGCCGGAGCGUACACUUUCGGCAGGCUGGGCGCCAUGGUGGCCGACGCGUUUGGUGUUGUCGAGACUAGUCUGCAUUACGAUCUGGGCGCGCUGUACAUGGUCGUCGCGGCCGUGCACCUGCUCGUCUUCUCCCUGCUCCUGCUGACGCUGUCCGAGAAAAGGCUGCUCGAAAUCGUGAACCGCGUCGACGCCAUCGACGCAGCCGGUGCGGCGCAGCCGGUGAAGAAGAACGCUGUCACGCCUGACCCCGUGUGUUCGAAGCAAUGAUGCCCCUGACGACCUUUAACACUCCAGACGAGACGUGGGCAAACGUGCAUUGAAUCAGUGGACGACUAAACGCUUCAUUUUACGGCU
Messenger RNA from Rhipicephalus sanguineus (brown dog tick), 1866 nucleotides. RefSeq names its product solute carrier family 22 member 6-B. The record is from RefSeq and is a predicted model, not a curated record. The coding region runs from base 1 to 1779 and encodes 592 amino acids. The transcript has 4 exons. NCBI's taxonomy places the organism in Eukaryota, Metazoa, Arthropoda, Arachnida, Ixodida, Ixodidae. Gene Ontology annotation, biological process: transmembrane transport. Gene Ontology annotation, cellular component: membrane. Gene Ontology annotation, molecular function: transmembrane transporter activity.